This is a messenger RNA of [Torrubiella] hemipterigena, 2883 nucleotides long. NCBI's taxonomy places the organism in Eukaryota, Fungi, Ascomycota, Sordariomycetes, Hypocreales, Clavicipitaceae. The record is from the annotation of a GenBank genome assembly.
GGCCCCCAGUUUUAUUUUCUCCUCUGCGCUGGCGGUGCUGCGAAAACCCACACUUUUUUUUCCCGCGCUUCGCUUUUUCUUCCUUUCCUCUUUCUUUCCCCCCCAUCCCCUCCCCCUCUCCGCCCACGAGAGCAUCAACGGCAACGCCUGCGUCCUUCGCACGACAAGUUUCCCUCUUUGCCUUGAGUUGUUUUGUCCGAUAAUCCUGCGACUUCUUCUUUUCAAGCGAUUAACUGGAAUUGUACCUCUUGCAUUGACACGCAAAAGUCUCUUCCUCGCUCCCCGCCCUUUUCGUUUUUUGACUACGCCCGCUCCCCAAAGGAAGUUUGACUAUUUCCUUCCGAUACACGGCUUCGAAAAAAGACCAAAAUACAAGCAAACAUUCAAGGUUGAUCGACCGAACUCCGUUUCUCACGAAUCGAUAUCGAGCGGCCUAAUACAACACGAUUGUUGCGUUGUCCAGACAAGCGUCGAAAACAGCCUCAAUCACACAAGAAGAACCUCCUCCCACGGACAAGAAACCACACAAACCAGCUGUACACCGAGAUACUGUGCCUUUGACUAGCCAUGGUGUCUCCUCUACAGUUCGCGUACCGCACGCAAAAGACCAUUGGCGUCUUUGAUGCUGCGCCGGUUUACACCGCUCUCCCUGGGUUCGUUAAGCCUGAGGGAAACCUCCGUUGCUGCGCGUACUCGCCCUGCGGCCGCUUCUUCGGCUGGUCUACUCCUGAGGCCGUCACCGUCGUUGAUGCCUCCGUAGGCACGCCCGUCCUCGUCCUCCCCAUCCUCAACGUUUAUGAGCUCGGCUUCUCGCCCCAAGGUACUUUUGUCAUUACCUGGGAGAGGCCCGCUAAGGACGAGAACGGUGAUGCCACCAAGAACCUCAAGGUCUGGCGCACCAUUGAGGAUGUUGCCGCCGCCGAGAAGCAGCCCAUUGGCCGCUUUGUUCAGAAGCAGCAGGGUGGCUGGAAUCUGCAGUACACUGCCGAUGAAAGGUACUGCGCCCGCCUCGUCACCAACGAGGUCCAGUUCCAUGAGAGCCACGAUCUCGUGACUGUUUGGAACAAGCUUCGCGUCGAGGGUGCUGCCAACUACUCUCUUGCCCCCGGAACCAAGAACCAUGCCGUGGCUGUCUUUGUGCCUGAGCGCAAGGGCCAACCUGCCUCCGUCCGAGUCUACAACAUCCCCCAGUUCACCGCCCCCAUCUCACAAAAGACAUUCUUCAAGGGCGACAAGGUCCAGAUGAAGUGGAACGCUCGCGGCUCCAGCUUGCUCGUCCUGGCGCAAACUGAUGUUGACCGUUCGGGCAAGAGUUACUAUGGUGAAACCACACUCUACCUGUUGAGCACCAACGGCGCCUUUGACGCCCGUGUCACCCUUGAUAAGGAAGGCCCCAUUCAUGACGUCUCGUGGUCUCCCAACUCCCGCGAGUUUGGCGUUGUCUACGGUUACAUGCCUGCCAAGGCUACCAUCUUCAACGACCGUGCCAUGCCUACUCACUCCUUCGCCCUCGCUCCCCGCAACACAAUCAACUUCUCCCCCACUGGCCGAUUCGUCUACGUGGCUGGCUUUGGAAACUUGGCUGGUCAGGUCGAUAUCUAUGACCUCGAGAAGGACUACCGCAAGGUGUGCACCAUCGAGAGUGGCAACCCCAGUGUCUGUGAAUGGAGUCCCGACAGCAGAUACCUGAUGACGGCCACAACGUCUCCUCGUCUCCGUGUUGACAACGGUGUUAAGCUGUGGCACGUCGGCGGUGGUCUCAUGUACAAUGAGGACAUGGUUGAGUUGUACCACGUCACUUGGAGACCUCAAGCUCCUGAAGCUUGUGCUCCUGGAGACCCCCUCACCACCGUCCCUCCUCCUCACGCCUCUGCCGCCACUUACCUCGGUACCGUCAAGACACCCAGCAAGCCUGCUGGUGCUUACCGUCCUCCUGGUGCUCGUGGCCUUGCCACGCCCCUGCACUUUAAGCGUGAGGAUGAAGGCGGUGCCGCGCACACCGUCAGCAACGGCACUCAGAACGUUGCUCCCAACGGCUUCGGUGCCCGCCCUCGUCGUGGUGUCCCUGGCGCCGAGUUCACGGAGCCCGCCCCUGCCGUCCGAACUGUCCCUGGCGCUGAGCCCAUUGAGGAUGGUGCUGCCAAGAAGAACAAGAAGAAGCGCAGCAAGAAGACUAACCAGGGUGACAAGGCCGAUGCUGACCCCAACGGCGGUGCCAGUCUUGCUCCCCCCAACGCCAAUGGCGACGGCCGUAGCCCCGAACGCCGCGGCGGCGCUGCUGGAGGCAACGGUGCUAACGGCCGCGAUUUCCGUAGCCGUUCCCGCAACAAUGGCGACGGUCGCAGCCGCAGCAACACCCAGCAGGGUGGACGCCAGGGAGGGGCCUCGCCCGCCCCUGGUGCUGCUCAGCAAGCUGCUGGUGGUGCCGCCGCCGCUGCUGCCGACGCCAACCCCCAAGCCAAGAAGAUCCGCAGUCUUCAGAAGAAGGUGCGCGCCAUUGAAGAUCUGGAAAUGCGUCAUGCCGGUGGUGAGAAGCUGGAGGACACGCAGCUUAAGAAGAUCCAGACCAAGUCGGCUGUGCUUAAGGAGCUUCAGGGUCUUGGCGCGGAAGCAUAAAGUCGAACAAUCACCUGAAUGCAGGACUGUAUUUGGAUACUUGCAUCACCUUUGAACUUUUGUUUCUCUUCUAUAUUUUUUGUUAUGACUGCGCGGGAAUUGCAUGGAAGAUGGGAAAACAUAGAUUUUACAUCAUACGGGACAAACGACGAGUUUUGAGUUUUUUUAAAAAAGGAAGAAUUGCUCUCCAUUCUCAGAAACGACAAUGGACAAUUCUUAGAAACACCAAUCUUAACCCAUCAACAUAUAAUAUAACUUUUUUCCACC